GAAAACCGUCCAAUCCCGGAACCAGGUCCCAAUGAGGUCCUGCUGCGGAUGCAUUCCGUGGGCAUCUGCGGCUCUGACGUUCACUACUGGCAGCACGGUCGAAUUGGGGAUUUUGUUGUGAAGGAUCCCAUGGUGCUGGGGCAUGAAGCUUCCGGGACUGUGGUCAAAAUGGGAUCAGGGGUGACACACCUGAAGCCAGGUGAUCGAGUGGCCAUUGAGCCUGGUGUCCCAAGAGAAAUGGAUGAGUUCUGCAAAGCUGGCCGCUACAACCUGUCCCCAGCCAUCUUCUUCUGCGCGACGCCUCCUGAUAAUGGGAACCUGUGCCGCUACUACAAGCACAGUGCCAGCUACUGCUACAAGCUUCCAGAUAAUGUCACCUUUGAAGAAGGAGCCCUUAUUGAGCCCCUUUCAGUGGGAAUCCAUGCCUGCAAAAGAGCGGGAGUCACUCUGGGAAGCAAAGUCUUCGUGUCUGGCUCUGGACCAAUCGGCCUUGUAAAUGUGCUUGUUGCUAAGAUGAUGGGUGCAGCGGCUGUGGUAAUUACAGAUUUAUCUGCCCCUCGCCUGCAAAAAGCCAAGGAGUUGGGGGCAGAUUUCACCAUUCAGGUGAAGAACGAGACCCCACAGGAGGUGGCCUCCAAAGUGGAAAGUCUGCUUGGCUGCAUGCCCGAGAUAACUGUGGAGUGCACAGGAGUGCAGGCCUGCAUCCAGGCUGGCAUUUAUGCCACUCGUUCUGGUGGGACCUUGGUGCUGGUGGGACUGGGGCCUGAGAUGGUCACUGUGCCCAUUGUGAACGCUGCCGUGCGGGAGGUGGAUAUCCGGGGGAUAUUCCGCUACUGCAACACGUGGCCUGUGGCAAUUGCUCUGCUCGCAUCCAAGCGGAUCAACGUCAAGCCCUUAGUUACACACCGCUUCCCUCUGGAAAAGGCUCUUGAGGCAUUUGAGACCACCAAGAGGGGCGAAGGGGUCAAAGUCAUGCUGAAGUGUGACCCCAAUGACCAGAACCCCUGAGAUGCCACAGUGCCCGGCCCUUUCCCUUUGUCACUGCCUGCCUGAG
Nestor notabilis (Kea) is the source of this 1054-nucleotide messenger RNA. It is a transcript of the gene SORD, whose product is annotated as sorbitol dehydrogenase. Gene Ontology annotation, molecular function: zinc ion binding; L-iditol 2-dehydrogenase (NAD+) activity. The record is from RefSeq and is a predicted model, not a curated record. NCBI's taxonomy places the organism in Eukaryota, Metazoa, Chordata, Aves, Psittaciformes, Psittacidae. Gene Ontology annotation, biological process: D-sorbitol catabolic process. The transcript has 8 exons. The annotation marks the transcript as partial.